AUGAUGGCUGACAGGAGACGAGUCAAUGGCCCCCCCGGGGGCACAAGGCCGGUGGUUUUUGCAUCUACUGCUCAAUCUGGCACUGGAGCUGCAGAACGUCCUCGACGCCAGCGACAGCCUACCGACCUGAGGAAAAUCUGUAAGGCACAUGAAGCUCAUUUCGCAAAUUUCUUAAAACUGGUCUCAUUCCUACUGCCUCUGGCUCUUCAUACCUUGAAUUUGAACCGUCUGCUUCUCUCGCUGCUGCGCGCCAACCCCAAGUCUCUGAUUCCUCCGUCCUCUGCUCUCAAGCUUGCCUGCACAGUUCAUGGUCCCAAGCCACUGCCCCGUUCUGCUGCGUUCUCUCCAAACAUUGUCUUGACCACCCAUGUCAAAUAUGCGCCGUUUGCAGCUCGCAAGCGCAAGGGUCAUAUUCGUGACUCCAAUGAACGCGACCUCGGCGUUCACCUUGAGACUGCCCUGCGUGGCGCUAUCAUUGCCGAGCGCUGGCCAAAGAGUGGGCUCGAUAUCACUAUUACUAUCCUUGAAGCAGAGGAUGAUCGUUGGUGGGCAGAUACACCAGAUUCUCAUGACGCCUCGUGGGGCAUGAUGAAUGUUCUCGCUGGGUGCAUCACUGCUGCUUCAGCGGCCAUUGCGGAUGCGCAUAUUGAUUGUCUUGACCUCGUAGCCGGUGGUGUCGCAGCCCUGGUGUCGGAUAGCUCGGACGGUUCUGGGGUGGGAUCUUCUGGCCCCAAGCUCAUGCUGGAUACCGACCCGGCCGAACAUUGUUCGAUCAUGUCUGCUUGCGUUGUUGCAUACAUGCCUACACGGGAUGAAAUUUCAGAGCUUUGGCUAAAAGGUGAUAGCUCCAAGGCUUCUUUAGAAGACGGCGAUGCUCGAUCUGGGCAUGAAGCGUUGGUAGAUGGCGCCGUUGAUGCUGCUAGGGGUGCCCACACUGUCUUGACGCAGGCUGUCAGAGAGUCCCUUUUGCGAACUGUUGGUCAAUCAUAA
Molecule: messenger RNA, 990 nt
Organism: Penicillium macrosclerotiorum
Lineage: Eukaryota; Fungi; Ascomycota; Eurotiomycetes; Eurotiales; Aspergillaceae
Product: 3' exoribonuclease family protein
Exons: 2
Coding region: 1-990 (329 amino acids)
Biological process (GO): rRNA catabolic process; poly(A)-dependent snoRNA 3'-end processing; U4 snRNA 3'-end processing
Cellular component (GO): nucleolus; cytoplasmic exosome (RNase complex); nuclear exosome (RNase complex)
Source: RefSeq, a predicted model, not a curated record